Molecule: messenger RNA, 1362 nt
Organism: Nematocida ausubeli
Lineage: Eukaryota; Fungi; Microsporidia
Exons: 1
Coding region: 1-1362 (453 amino acids)
Biological process (GO): cytoplasmic translational initiation
Cellular component (GO): cytoplasmic stress granule
Molecular function (GO): ATP binding; RNA helicase activity; translation initiation factor activity
Source: RefSeq, a predicted model, not a curated record
AUGCACAGUGACAAGAAAGACAUUUUAGAAGACUCAAAGGAAGAUGGCAGCAAUAGAAAGAGCAGAACUGAGGAUUUACCAGAUGAUGUAAAAUAUGCAUUGGAAAUGAUACAGCAAAUGGAAGUCUCCAAAAAAGAGAAUUCCAGCAUAGAAGAGUACAAGAACUCUCUUCUCUCCAGUGAGCUUCUAAGUAAGCAGUCUUUUGAAGAUCUUUCCAUUCCAGAGGAUAUCAUAAAAGCCCUUAGAACAAUGGAAUUUAAGAAUCCCAGCACAAUCCAGCAGAGAUCCAUUCCAGAAAUAGCAAAGGGCGGGGAUGUGGCAUUCCAGAGUCACAGUGGAUCCGGAAAGACAAUAGCCUUCCUUGUAGGGGCUUUGUCAGUCAUAGAUAGAUCAGUUAAUACACCACAGGUAAUUAUUAUUACGCCUACAAGAGACCUAAGCAAACAGAUUUCUUCAGUACUUGAGAACUUCAAAAAGACAAUUGACUUUACUAUGCUACAGGCACUACCAGAUGUAGUAGAGAACAUGAAUCUUAGAAGACUAAAGGAACAGAUUCUCAUUGGUGCCCCAGGAACCAUAAAGAGAAUUGUGUCAGAUUUAGAGUCACCUGCAAUAAAAAUGGUUAUUCUUGAUGAGGCAGAUGCCCUUCUGGAGGAUGACAUGGGAGCACAGACUGUCUCUGUUGUAAAGAAGAUCAGGAAUAAGCAGCUGGUUCUGUUUAGUGCCACAUUCAGCACAAAAAUGAAAGAGAUUAUUUCCAUGCUCUCAAAGAACAUAAAGACAUUCUACCUGGAGGAGACAAAGGUAAAACCAGACAACAUCACGCAGUUCUACAUGGAAGUACCUGAGAAGAAUAAGAUAAGCACCCUUCUUAAGCUGUAUGAAAUGAUGGCAAUUGGUCAGUCAAUUGUCUUUGUGCACACAAGGAACAAGGCAGAGACAGUGCAGCAUAACCUGAAGAGAGAUGGAUUUGAUGCAGCACUUCUACACGGCCAGCUCUCAAAGGAAGAAAGAGACAGAGUCAUUGCAGACUUCAAGGAGGGAAAGAUAAAAGCACUUGUGACCACAAAUGUCCUCAGUAGAGGCCUUGAUGUACCACAGCUGAAUCUUGCAGUGAACUACGAUAUCCCAAGGAAACAGUCAGGCAGCGUAGACAUUGAAACCUACAUUCACAGAAUAGGAAGAACAGGAAGGUUCAACAGAGCAGGAGUCUCCAUCACAUUCUCCACAGGGGAGGCAGAUAAAAUGGACUUGCUUUCGAUCCAAAGAUCAAUCAGCUCACAGAUCAAGUACGUUACGCUUGAAGCCCUCUCCACAGCCAUCCAGGAAAACCAGAAGUCAGACCAGGAAGACGAUGAUUAA